Molecule: messenger RNA, 2435 nt
Organism: Naegleria gruberi
Lineage: Eukaryota; Heterolobosea; Eutetramitea; Acrasida; Naegleriidae
Exons: 1
Coding region: 1-2421 (806 amino acids)
Source: RefSeq, a predicted model, not a curated record
AUGGGUAAACACAAAAACAAGCCAGUGGAGUCAUCUUCAUCAUCUUCAGAGGAUGAAAAGAAGACAAGAAGCUCCUCUAAAAAGAGCAAAAAAACAUCCUUGACAACACCAUGUGUUGUUCAAUUUUCAAAUUCAAUCUCUGCACCUCCUAAUAUUUCUAAUGUACACUUUACAUUAGUGCGAGAUGAAGAAUCCAAGUCUUUCUUAUACGGAGAAUCUAAAACAAUGCAAUUUUCAUCAAAUAACACAAAUCAAGGGUCUAAAUAUUUAUUGGCUGUAGUAAAACAAGGUAAAAGCAAGCCAACAAUUAUUGAUGUACCUGAAUUUUAUGUUAUUAACGAGGACUCUAAACAAAAUAUUGAAAGAAAGGAAACUUUAAAGAGGGAAAUUGAACAAGGAGGAAUUGAUUCUGUCCAACCAGGUAUCACAUACAAACAAUUCUUUGAAAAGAGAGUACUUGGUGGUGCCAUUGUUAAAAACGAUGGUCUCACACUUUUCAACUCUAAGAAAUACACUAAAAUUCAAGAAAAGAGAGCUACUACUUCAGCAACUGAUUUGAGAAAGGCUCAAUUACAAGAAUUGCAAACAUUGGUCGGAAAAACAACAAGAGCUUCUGCCUUGUCUACUAUGCAACAGUACAUGCCAAGUUUCAAUAUUCAUACAACUCAUUUACAUGAAGUUCUUGAUUUAAAGAGGGAUUUAUUAUUUUCAGAGAAACAACUCAUUGAACAAUUUGAGGAAAAACACAAUAGAAACAAGUCACUUCAAAAAGUUUGGGCAGUUCUUGAAGAUGCCACUGAAGAAACAGGUGCUUUGAGUGAAGAUGUUAAUGUGAAUAUUAAAUCAACAUCAGAUUUCACCCACCUUCCACAAUUCUUACAAACCUAUUUUGGUUCAAUAAUUGAUAAUAGGAAUUGGAAUGCUGUCUCUAAAGAACAGAGAAAGAAAAAGAAAAAGUUCAUUACUAGUGAUGACGAACAAGAUUCUGAUCAAGAGGAAACGGAUAAUCAAAAGGAUUUCUCAACAUUCUUACAAACUGUUGCUGGUGACAUUCCAGCUAUUGCUCAUUAUUAUAUGGUCAUGUUGGGUCUUUUCCAAAUUUCACAAGCUAAAAGAUUCAAGGAUCAUGCUCAAAAUAUUAUUAGAACUUGUUAUGUAAAUGGAAUUCUUGAUCGUAAACAAACUAAGAAAGCUGGAAAGAAGGAAAAGGAAGAAAAGGAAGAAAAAAAGAAAGAAAAGAAGGAUACUGGUAUUGAAAGUGUUGAAGCUAUUUUCCCAAAUGCUCCAGUUGAAGCAAUGAAGAAACACCCAUAUCUCUUCCUUCCAAAAUCUUCAAAAUGUCUUCAAGAUUUACUUCUUCGUUUUGCUGUUACUGAUGAAAAGACUAGACCAAGAGAAUUGAGACAUUUGAAUGUUGACAAAUUUAUUUGUAAAACUGUACAAGUUCGUAUUGCUUGUCACCUUCUUGCAUCUGCCUUACUCAUGUGUAAUUUCUAUAUGAGGAAAGAACUCGUUGCUGCUAUACAAAAAGACACUAAAAUGACAACAGAAAAGAUAUUAAUGUGUUUCAAUUCGAUGGGUGUAAGUCCAGAUACUCAAAGUUCUUUUGCAAGAAAGAUGAUUUCGAGAAUGUCAAGAGGUGGUGCUGAACUUGUCAGUUUAGCUAAGGAAGACGAAAAUAAGAAGCCAGACUUCAAUCCAUUUAAUGAAGUCAAUUUCUAUCUGAGUUUACCAAAACUUAAGCAAAACUUUGGCUUUGAUGUAAAGGAGGAAUCAAUUGCUGAAACAACAGCAACAGCAACAGCAACAACAGAAAAGCCAAGCAAGAAAAGUUCAAAGAAAUCCAAAAUUGAUGUUGUUGAAGUGCUUGAAGUGCAGGAAAAGCCAAGCAAGAAGAAGGUUUAUUUAUCAGAUGAUGAAGAGGAAGUACCUCCAGAAGAAGGUAACAUGAAAGUGGAUGGUGAUAUCGAUGCUGGUUUACUCAAUGCAUUCCAAGCAGAUGAAGACGAUGAUGAAUUCAAGGCUGAUGAAGAAGCAGACGAAGAAGACGAAAAGGAUGACGAAAUGGUUGACCUCGUCGAUGAAGAUGAAGAAGAAGAAAUUAAAGAUGAUUCUGAUGAGGAGGAAAUUAUGGGAUCUGAUUCUGAAGAAGAGCAAGAUGAUGAGGAUGAUGAAAUGGGUGGACUUAUUGAUGCCUUAGGAACUGAUCUUGACAUGGAAGAUGAUUCUGAUGAAGAUCUCGAUGAUGAAGAAGCAGGUAUUAGGGAUGCUCUAGGAAAGAAGAGAAAGAAUAAGGACGAAGACGACGAUGACGAAGAAUCAGGAAGUAUUAAAUCCAACAAGAAGAGAAAACAUGAUUUUGAACAAGACAUUGAGGAAGGCGAAGAAGACAGCGAAGAAGAUUCAGACGAUGACGAAUAAAUAAUUAUUACAAU